This is a messenger RNA of Lacerta agilis (Sand lizard), 5054 nucleotides long. It is a transcript of the gene NOS1, whose product is annotated as nitric oxide synthase 1. Gene Ontology annotation, molecular function: calmodulin binding; FMN binding; flavin adenine dinucleotide binding. The transcript is spliced from 28 exons. The coding region runs from base 732 to 5054 and encodes 1440 amino acids. Gene Ontology annotation, biological process: nitric oxide biosynthetic process. NCBI's taxonomy places the organism in Eukaryota, Metazoa, Chordata, Lepidosauria, Squamata, Lacertidae. The record is from RefSeq and is a predicted model, not a curated record.
AGCUUUUCUGACGAGGUGGCUGGCGAGGCCGCCUCGUCGCUGGCUGCGCCCCCGUGGUUGGCCGUCCCGCUCGACUCGGGGGCCGCGCAGAGCGCAUAAAGGGGACCCAGCAAGCCGAGCGGAGGCGCAGCGUGGCUGGGCGAGCCCACCGGCAGGUCGGGCUGCCCCCUCGCCCCUUCCUUCCUUCCUCCCUUCUUUCCCCGGGAGGGAAGCCGAGGAGGCGGCGGCGCGGGAACAUCAGCAACCGGGAAGGGGCGGAGAAGGAGGAAAAGGACGGCCGGAUCGACGGGCGAGGCAGGCGAAGGAGGCGCCGGCCGAGCCCACAGCUUCGCGAGGACUCGACGGUCCCUGCCACCCACCUCCGGCCACCAGGUAAGGAAGAUGUAAAGCGGACUUCCAACCCAAGUCCCCAGAAGUGUGUUCAGCAAGCCCCAUAUUUUCAGCCGGGCAACGCCAGGCUCUGUUCACACGUUCCACAGAGGUCUGCUCGCUUCAUUGUAUUCCAAGGCUGGGGGACCCGGUGCUACAUCAGAACUGACAUCCAGCAACUGAUGUCUUGCAGAGGCGUUCUGGUCUUUCGAGGUCUGGAGAAUCUGGAACCUCCAGGUGAAUAGAGGAACCGCCUUCCCUUCCCCUCUCCCCCCAGAGGCUGCAAGCCAGCCAGCCAAGACAGGGCCUGCGUGCACCGCCAGCUCUCUGUCUCCCCAUUCAGAGAAGACCCGAGGACUACAAUGGAAGAGAAUGUGUUCAGUGUACAGCAGAUUCAGCCCAAUGUCAUUUCCGUGAAACUCUUCAAGCGCAAGGUUGGGGGUCUCGGGUUCCUGGUGAAGGAGCGUGUCAGCAAGCCGCCGGUGAUCAUCUCCGACCUGAUCCGAGGAGGGGCGGCUGAGCAAAGUGGCCUUAUCCAGACAGGGGACAUCAUCCUCGCCGUGAAUGGGCGCCCCCUGGUGGACAUGAACUAUGACACCGCUCUGGAGGUCCUGAGGAGCAUUGCCUCCGAAACCCACGUCGUCCUCAUCUUGAGAGGCCCAGAGGGCUUCACCACUCACCUGGAGACGACCUUCACCGGGGACGGGACGCCCAAGACCGUCCGAGUCACCAGGCCCCUGUGCGCCACCUCCCCCUCCGUGGUUGACCUCCCGGCCGGCCUCGGGAUCCACACCAAAGAUCCACGGCAAGGAGGUGACCAUACCAUGGGGGGCUCUGUCAGCUCUCGGUGCUCCCGGGAGAACGGGCAGGGGGAUGAGACCCUGGUGCACGUCAACGGGGUGAUCACCGGGUCCGUCCCCAAGGACUCUCUGAAAGGGAGCGGGGACGUUUCUGACCGUUGCCUCAACGGCAGCGUCGAGAACAGUGAACUGUUGAAAGAGAUCGAGCCGGUCUUGGACCUCCUGAAGAGCAACAGCAAGGAGCUCAACGGAGAUGCGCAGCCCAGGAUGGUCACAAGAGACGCAGAGGUCCAGGUGGAUGGUUUCCGGGAAGCAGACCGGAAGUCGCCAAAGGCUUUGCCAUCAGGAAUGGAGAACGACCGAGUCUUCAACGACUUGUGGGAGAAGACUGACGCAGCCUCUGUCGUGAGCAAGCCCUCUUCGGAUAAGGACCCGAUCUCACCCUCAGGCCGGCAGUCACCAACAAAGAAUGUGAUGAAUGGAAGCCCUUCCAAGUGCCCACGCUUUGCUAAAGUGCGCAACUGGGAGACCGGAUCGGUGCUCAACGACACUUUGCAUCUGAAGAGUACCAUGGUGACCCCCUGCAGUGAGCAAGUCUGCAUGGGUUCCAUUAUGAUGCCUUCCCAGCACGUCCGAAGACCUGAAGAAGUCCGGACCAAGGAAGAGCUCCUCCCACUGGCGAAAGAGUUCAUUGAUCAGUAUUAUUCCUCCAUCAAGAGGUUUGGCUCCAAGGCCCACCUGGAGAGGCUGGAGGAAGUCACCAAGGAGAUAGAAGCUACAGACACGUACCAACUGCGAGACACAGAGCUGAUCUACGGGGCCAAGCACGCCUGGCGCAAUGCCUCCCGCUGUGUGGGCCGGAUCCAGUGGUCCAAGCUGCAGGUCUUUGACGCCCGGGACUGCACCACGGCCCAUGGGAUGUUCAACUACAUUUGCAACCACAUAAAGUAUGCCACUAACAAAGGGAACCUCAGGUCGGCCAUCACCAUAUUCCCCCAGAGGACGGAUGGAAGACACGACUUCCGAGUCUGGAACUCCCAACUCAUCCGCUACGCUGGCUACAAACAGCUGGACGGCACCUUCCUGGGAGACCCGGCCAACGUGGAGCUGACUGAGAUCUGCAUACAGCAAGGGUGGAAGCCACCCAAGGGCCGCUUUGAUGUCCUGCCGCUCCUGCUUCAGGCCAAUGGCAACGACCCUGAGCUCUUUGAGAUCCCACCUGAGCUGGUACUGGAAGUACCCAUCAGGCACCCCAAGUUUGCCUGGUUCAAAGAGCUGGGACUGCAGUGGUACGGGUUGCCCGCGGUUUCCAACAUGCUGCUUGAAAUCGGGGGUUUGGAGUUCUCGGCUUGCCCCUUCAGCGGCUGGUACAUGGGCACCGAGAUCGGAGUCCGCGAUUACUGCGACAACUCUCGCUACAACAUCCUGGAGGAAGUUGCCAAAAAGAUGAACCUGGACAUGCGGAAGACCUCAUCGCUCUGGAAGGACCAAGCACUGGUGGAGAUAAACAUUGCUGUUUUGUACAGCUUCCAGAGCGACAAGGUGACCAUUGUGGACCACCACUCGGCCACGGAGUCCUUCAUCAAGCACAUGGAAAAUGAGUACCGCUGUCGGGGAGGUUGCCCGGCUGACUGGGUAUGGAUCGUCCCGCCCAUGUCCGGUAGCAUCACCCCCGUCUUCCACCAAGAGAUGCUCAACUACAGGCUGACGCCCUCCUUUGAGUACCAGCCCGAUCCAUGGAACACCCAUAUCUGGAAAGGCAUCAAUGGCACUCCCACCAAGAAGAGAGCCAUCGGGUUUAAAAAGUUAGCCAAGGCUGUGAAGUUCUCUGCCAAACUGAUGGGGCAGGCAAUGGCAAAGAGAGUCAAGGCCACUAUCCUGUAUGCCACGGAAACUGGAAAAUCCCAGGUCUAUGCAAAAACCCUGUGUGAGAUCUUCAAGCAUGCCUUUGAUGCCAAGGUGAUGUCGAUGGACGAGUACGACACUGUCCACUUGGAACAUGAAACUCUUGUGCUGGUGGUCACAAGCACCUUUGGCAACGGAGACCCACCUGAGAACGGGGAGAAAUUUGGCUGUGCUCUGAUGGAAAUGAGGAAUCCCAACUCCAACCUAGAAGAGAGAAGGAGCUACAAAGUGCGAUUCAACAGCGUCUCAUCGUAUUCGGAUGCUCGGAAAUCUUCGGCUGAUGGGCCUGAAGCAAGGGACAACUUUGAGAGCACCGGUCCGCUGGCCAACGUCAGAUUCUCCGUCUUUGGACUGGGGUCACGGGCCUAUCCCCACUUCUGCGCCUUUGCUCGCGCCGUGGACACACUCUUGGAGGAGCUGGGUGGAGAACGCAUCCUGAGGAUGGGCGAGGGGGAUGAGCUGUGCGGGCAAGAGGAAUCCUUCAGGACGUGGGCCAAAAAGGUCUUCAAGGCAGCGUGUGAUGUGUUCUGCGUGGGCGACGACGUCAACAUCGAGAAAGCCAACAACUCCCUCAUCAGCAACGACCGGAGCUGGAAGAGGAGCAAGUUCCGCCUGACCUAUGUUGCUGAAGCACCCGAACUGACACAAGGCUUGUACAGCAUCCACAAAAAGCGAGUCUUCGCAGCCCGGCUCCUGGCACGUCAGAAUCUACAAAGCCCCAAAUCCAGCCGCUCCACAAUCUUCCUACGGCUUCACACCAACGGACACCAGGAGCUGCAUUAUGAACCCGGAGACCACCUGGGCGUCUUCCCAGGUAACCACGAAGACCUGGUCAACGCCUUGAUCGAACGGCUGGAAGAUGCACCCCCUACCAACCAGCUGGUGAAGGUGGAGCUCUUGGAAGAGAGAAACACGGCUUUAGGUGUCAUCAGCAACUGGACGGACGAAAACCGCGUCCCUGCCUGUACCAUCUUCCAGGCCUUCAAAUAUUACCUGGAUAUCACCACCCCUCCCACGCCAAUCCUGUUGCAGCAAUUUGCAUUGCUGGCAACCAGUGAGAAAGAGAAGAAGCAGCUUCAGGUUCUCAGCAAGGGUCUGCAGGAAUACGAGGAGUGGAAAUGGUCCAAGAACCCCACCAUGGUCGAAGUCCUGGAAGAGUUCCCGUCCGUGCAGAUGCCGUCCACCUUCCUGCUGACCCAGCUCCCGCUGCUCCAGCCUCGCUACUAUUCCAUUAGCUCCUCCCCUGACAUGUACCCUGACGAGGUCCACCUCACGGUAGCCGUGGUCUCCUAUCGCACCAGAGAUGGGGAAGGGCCAAUCCACCACGGGGUCUGUUCCUCCUGGUUCAACCGGAUACAGGCGGACGAAGUGGUGCCAUGUUUUGUCAGAGGAGCUCCUGGGUUCCAUAUGCCACAAGACCCGCAGGUUCCUUGCAUCCUGGUGGGCCCUGGGACGGGGAUUGCUCCUUUCCGAAGCUUCUGGCAGCAACGGCUCUUUGACGUCAAACACAAAGGGCUGAAGCCGUGCCCCAUGAUGCUGGUCUUUGGUUGCCGACAGUCCAAGAUUGACCACAUUUACAAAGAGGAGACCUUGCUGGCGAAAAGCAGUGGUGUCUUCAAGGAGCUGUUUACGGCCUACUCUCGUGAGCCAGACAAACCAAAGAAAUACGUGCAGGACAUCCUUCAGGAGCAGCUGGCGGGAAUCGUCUACAAGGCGCUGAAGGAGCAGGGGGGACACCUCUACGUGUGCGGCGACGUCACUAUGGCUGGAGACGUCCUCAAGACCGUCCAGAGCAUCGGGAGGCAUCAGGGCAAGCUGACACCAGAGGAAGCCAGCGCUUUCAUUAGCAAGCUACGGGAUGACAACCGCUACCAUGAGGAUAUAUUUGGAGUCACCUUGCGCACAUACGAAGUGACGAACCGCCUCCGGUCCGAGUCGAUUGCGCACAUUGAGGAGAGUAAGAAAGACACGGACGAGUGA